Messenger RNA from Dioscorea cayenensis subsp. rotundata (Guinea yam), 2144 nucleotides. RefSeq names its product hexokinase-1-like. NCBI's taxonomy places the organism in Eukaryota, Viridiplantae, Streptophyta, Magnoliopsida, Dioscoreales, Dioscoreaceae. Gene Ontology annotation, cellular component: cytosol; mitochondrion. Gene Ontology annotation, molecular function: glucokinase activity; fructokinase activity; D-glucose binding. The record is from RefSeq and is a predicted model, not a curated record. Gene Ontology annotation, biological process: glycolytic process; intracellular glucose homeostasis; glucose 6-phosphate metabolic process.
CUCUGAGUUCUCACCCAUCGUUCCAAUAGGGAACAGGAAAACCUCGCGAAGAUCGCAAGUUUCGUUCCCAAAUUCUCUAGGUCACGAUCUGGAAACCCUCGAUUUUCCGGAACACUGAUCCCGGAGAAGGAGGUUGAUCCUGCGAAAGGAAAGAGGGAGAAAAACUACAUAGAAAUCUGCCAGCAUCGUCGCCGAUCUUGAUUCAAGUUUUUCAUUUAGGGUUUCGCUACGAAUGGAUUUGUAGAUAGAGAUAGAGAUCGGGAUCAAGGAUAAAAAGAGGGUUUUUUUAGGGUUUAUUGAAGAGAGAGAGAGAGAGAGAGAGAGAGAGAGAAGAGAUGGGGAGAGUGGCAGUUGGUGUGGCGGUGGUGUGCGCGGCGACAGCAGUAGCUGUGGCGGCGGUGGUGGUGCGGAGAAGGGAGAGGAGCAGCGGUAAGUGGGCGAGGGCGGAGGCGGUUGUGAGGGAGUUGGAGGAGAAGUGCGCCACGCCGAUAGCGAAGCUGAGGCAAGUGGCUGAUGCGAUGACGGUGGAGAUGCAUGCUGGGCUUGCGUCUGAGGGUGGGAGCAAGCUCAAGAUGCUCAUCAGCUACGUUGACAAUCUUCCUACUGGGGAUGAGCAUGGAUUGUUUUAUGCAUUGGACUUAGGAGGAACAAACUUCCGUGUUUUGCGUGUACAACUCGGGUGGAGGAAGGGCGUUGUUAAAGAAGAAUCUAUGGAAGUCUCAAUUUCACCAAAUUUAAUGGUCGGAAGUUCUGAUGAACUGUUUGAUUUCAUUGCUGCUGAGUUAGCAAAAUUUGUUGCUUCUGAAGGCGAAGGCUUUCACCUUUCUGCGGGCAGGCAGCGAGAACUUGGUUUUACUUUCUCUUUCCCUGUCCGGCAGACUUCGAUUGCAUCAGGAACUCUGAUUAAGUGGACAAAGGGGUUCUCCAUUGAAGAAACGGUUGGGGAAGAUGUGGUGGUUGAAUUGACAAAAGCCAUGGAACGACAGGGUCUUGAUAUGAGAGUUGCAGCAUUGGUCAAUGAUACAAUUGGAACUUUGGCUGGUGGAAGAUACUAUGAUAAUGAUGUUGUUGCUGCUGUAAUAUUGGGUACUGGAACCAAUGCAGCAUAUGUUGAACGUGCACAUGCAAUUCCUAAAUGGCAUGGUCUUCUGCCUAAAUCAGGAGAAAUGGUAAUUAAUAUGGAAUGGGGGAACUUCCGGUCAUCCCAUCUUCCAUUAAUGGAAUAUGAUCAAGCAUUAGACAGUGAGAGCUUGAACCCUGGUGAACAGAUCUUUGAGAAGCUUAUUUCAGGGAUGUAUUUGGGGGAAGUGCUACGUCUGGUCCUCUUGAAAUUGGCAGAAGAAGCUGCCUUUUUUGGUGAUACCAUUCCCCCUAAACUCAAAACACCCUUUACCUUAAGGACCCCGGAUAUGUCUGCCAUGCAUCAUGAUACAUCUUCUGAUCUGAGAGUUGUCGGGAACAAACUGAAAGAAAACCUCAGCAUCUCCGGAACUUCCCUCAAAGCAAGAAAACUAAUUAUCCAUAUCUGUGACAUCAUUGCCAUGCGUGGGGCUCGUCUAUCUGCAGCAGGAAUAGUGGGCAUACUGAAGAAGCAAGGAAGGGACACUGUGACAAGCUCAGGCAGUAAAAAACAGAGGACAGUGAUUGCCCUGGAUGGAGGGCUGUUCGAACACUACACCAAAUUUAGCCAGUGCAUGGAGAGCACUCUCAAAGAGCUUCUCGGUGAUGAAGUCUCUGAAUCAGUGGUUGUCAAACUUGCCAAUGAUGGCUCAGGGAUCGGUGCAGCCCUUCUGGCUGCGGCGCACUCUCAAUACACCGAGCUUGAGGAGUCAUAAGCAAAAGUACUGAUCCAAAAUUUUAGGUUUCUUUGUUUUCCAUCUUGGUUCUCCCACGCUUCUUCUUUUCGAUUCAAUGUCCUCAAGUUUGGUGCCUGUAGGGCAGCAGGUACAAGUCUUGUGAGGUAGUUAUGAAAGUGAAAAAGUCUUGAGAGUCGUCGGAGUUUAUAAAAUGCAGGAACCGGGUAGUGAGUCCGAGGACAUGAUGCUACUCCGGCCUGUGAUUCUUCCUCUCUUUUAUUGUUGAGGUCUUACUGUUUGGUUUUGGUUUUGGUUUUGUUUUAUUUUAUUUUCUCCCUUGAAGAACCA